AUGGAUUUCACAGGAUAAUUCAGACUUGACGAAGACUCGAUGGCUUUAAAUAUCUUCCAAACACCUAUUAAAGGGUUAGUAUAAGGUAUGUUUAAACUUUUCAUCUCCAUUUCCUAUAAUAUAUUACCUGUUUAUGGCGGAAUAUUUUCGCGCUUAUACUACAAUUUUGUGACAAAAAAAUAUAUUUUUAGAUUCAGAGGCUAAUUGCAAUUCAUAAGCAAACACAAAUAAGAAAUUAUUCGUUUAGACUGAA
Paramecium octaurelia is the source of this 253-nucleotide messenger RNA. The record is from the annotation of a GenBank genome assembly. NCBI's taxonomy places the organism in Eukaryota, Ciliophora, Oligohymenophorea, Peniculida, Parameciidae.